AAACACAUAAAUGCCCAUUUCCCAUGGAACAUCCAUCCAUAAUGAAGCUAUCAGUUCUGAUCUUGACCAUCGUAGUACUUUUCCUCGGAGAAGCCCAUCUCCAACCAAGGGUUCCUCCUUCUUUUGGAAAGUAGAAUAUAAUGUUAUCGCCAUUACAAUAAAAAUAAUUGAUACUUGGUAAGCCGAAGGUUGUUUCCACAAUUCUCUGACUGUAUUCAAUAAUGUUCGAAGUCAGAGGCUUAAAGUUUUAUAUGCCGAUCCGGUAGUUCAGGUUUACGAGCCAGUGCUAAAGUACAUGACACAUGAAACACAAGACAUGAUUAAAUCAUUAUUGUAAUAACUAC
Messenger RNA from Drosophila erecta, 344 nucleotides. RefSeq lists its product as uncharacterized. The coding region runs from base 24 to 134 and encodes 36 amino acids. The record is from RefSeq and is a predicted model, not a curated record. The transcript has a single exon. Lineage: Eukaryota; Metazoa; Arthropoda; Insecta; Diptera; Drosophilidae.